AUGGAUGCGCUGCUCCUUCUCUACCAGGAGUGCUCGUCCCCAGACCUGAUGAACAUAGAAUAUGUGGCCAACUUUGUCAACAAGUGUAAGUAUUUGAUUUGCAGCUACCCUUUUUUACUACAGUAUGCUUGCAGUAAAUUUUGAAUUUUAUUCCACUCCUAUUUAAGUGUGUGUGUGUGUGUGUGUGUGUGUGGGUGUGUGUGUGUGUGUUUGACACUCAAUCUCUGACGUGGUGUCAGAGUUACAUGAGUUGCAGCCACGGUUGUGGGACUUUGAGAAGCGCAGGGUGGUGGGGCGCGGCUGCUUCGCUGAAGUACAGGUGGGCCGAGAGAGAUCCACAGUAGAUGUGUGUGCCUUGAAGGUCAUGGAGAAGGCUGGCCUACGCUCCCAAGAAAAUGUAAGAUACAUUGAUUUUCAUUCUGUCCCAAAGUUAUUCAUUGUGGGGCCAAAUCCUAAAUUCCACUGAAGUCAUAAUUUUUCACUUAGUCAUGUAUCGAUGUCAAAGAGACUGCAUGGAAAUUCGACUUAAAGGUGCAAUCUGCAGUUGCUACAUACAUUUUUGGACUUAUAAAUUAAUUAAUGUACCCAUUGAUUCUUGAAGAAUAUAACUUAGAAAUUCCUCAUCAGCUUAGUUCAACUGUCUUAUCCCAUCAGAACCCAAAAUAUACACUUGUUUUACUCCAAUGUUUGUAAACAAAGUAAAUGUAAACAAACACCAUAUAGUCUCAAAACAUGGUUAAACUAUCAUUUUGAUAUCAUGUCCUUGCAUCCAUAGCUGUCUAUAAUUUUGAGAGUGCUUACAUUUCUCCAGCCCCAUCCCUCAGCUUUUUACCGAAACAAGGGCAGGGAGGGCGCUUUGUUUUUGUUUCAACUGCUGAUUGCUGCUUUAAAUGGAAGCAAGGAUUCACCUUUGACUGACUAGUCAAUCUUUGAAAAUUGUACCAUGUUUGCAAAAUAUCUAUAUACAUGUAUAUAUACAGUACCAGUCAAAAGUUUGGACACACCUACUCAUUCAAGGGUUUUUCUUUAUUUUAACUAUUUUCUACAUUGUAGAAUAAUAGUGAAGACAUCAAAAUUAUGAAAUAACAUAUAUGGAAUCAUGUAGUAACCAAAAAAAGUGUUAAACAAAUCAAAAUAUAUUUUAUAUUUGAGAUUCUUCAAAGUAGCCACCCUUUGCCUUGAUGACAGCUUUUCGCACUCUUAGCAUUCUCUCAACCAGCUUCAUGAGGUAGUUUAAUGUAAUGUUUCAUUGCAUUGAGCUUUGUCAGUCCAGAGAGCCCGGGUUUCUGUGCAAUUUGCCUAUUUAGGCUGUCCAUUGUAAUACAUCAUAUGACCAAUAGAUGGCGCCAUGCACCAUCUGUUUCAGGCUGAUUCCCCAAAGAUACACAGUACAGUACUAUAGAUUUUCAUAACAUGUUAUUGAUGAAUAGUGUUUGCAGGGUAUGCAUGCUGCCAGGCCUUCCUUUUGAUAACAAAAACAAGUAUAUAGACAGAAUGAAUGCAUGAAUAGCAUCUAUAGACCGCAGUAAAGUUUGUUUUGUCCAAGCACCGUUCAUUGUUUUGAUCUUCGUUCCUUCGCAGCCUUUUUUGAGCCAGAGGGCUGAACAUUGUGAAAAAGCAAUCUUUAUCGGGGUCAAUUCUCCCUUUGGCACAGUAAUAGAAAUCGAAAGGCAUUGCAGUCACAUGUAGAUUUCCAUGUGUAUCAACAUAAAUAGAAAUGCCUUCCACAUUAGGCCUACUCAUACAGGGUUAUGGACUGUCAUUCAAUUUCUAAAGCCCAAAUGUGGCCCUUGAAAUUGCCAGUUUACAUGUUUUUCCCCACUUUACCUCAUCACUACUAUUGUGUGUUUUCCUCUCUGUACUCCGUCUGUAGCUGGAACGCUCUGUCCAAUUGUUCCUGGGAAUUUAGUGGUAGUAAAAUAUCCAAUACAAAUGCCAAAUGAGAAAUGCAUUGCUGCUCGGAACUACAGCCUAAUAGAUAUUCUGUCAGGGAGCUGAGCGGUUCAAAUUAUAAAUAAAUUAUUUUCCAUGUCUGCUUCAGCUCAGUCAGCCCCCGCCCCCAGCUCUACUCUGCCUACACUUCCAUACUGAGCCCAGUGAAAAUACAAAGAAUCCAUCUCUACCCAAGUGUCAGACUGCUCCAAAGUGUCUCUCAGUACCCUGUUGCUAGGUAACGUCUUUAGAAUGCUGCUGUUCAUUCAGACUCCCCGACCAUUCAUGCGUUGCUGUAUGCUUCUCGUCACAUAACUUUUAUUAACAUCCCGACUGGUAGCUGCUGCCUUCAUUGCUUCCUGUUUAUAUUUAGAAUUCAUGGACCAACCACUGCACUGCUAGAAUACAAGAGACAUUGUUGCUUUACAGACACAUUUUGGAGCUUUUGGUGGUUUAAUAUAUGACCAAUGACCAUAGAAACUGUGUGGUCUGGGUGUGGUGGUAAUGCUUGUCUUUUUGCUUGGUUUGAAAUAAACACAAAAUACACCAAGCCAUUUGGCCACACAAGGCAGGUUCCAGUCUGUCUGAUAUGAUUGUCACGGUACUAUGCAUAUGUGUGUUUAAUUUCCGUGUAUUUGGGUGGAGACCUGAUGGCCCUGAUGAACAGACAUGAGGAGCAGUUUGAUGAGGCCAUGGCCCAGUUUUACCUGGCCGAAUUAGUGGGCAGCCAUCCACGCUGUGCAUCAGAAGGGCUUUGUCCACAGGUGAAUUCCAAAUUCCACACUUUUAAUACGCUCAGAUGUGCUGCACACCUGUGUACUGCUUAUGUGAAUCCCAGAAUAACAGUGUGACUGGUAGGGUCAAGGUUCAAAUAAGGUUACUACAAGUAUAAGAGCAAAAUCAUACUCACUCUUUGUAAGAUCUCUCACCUGGGUUGAGGUCAAAUUGUUUGGUCUGGUUUCGACUCCUCCUUGUCCUUCCAUUACCAUUUGCUUUCUCCUGCAUUCUCUCACAUCCUCACUUCUUUCCUGUUGCAGAGAUGUCAAACCAGAUAAUGUUCUCAUUGAUCGCACAGGACACAUCAAGCUAGCAGACUUUGGUUCAGCUGCCAAGCUCACUGCUAAUAAAAAG
This is a messenger RNA of Coregonus sp. 'balchen', 3063 nucleotides long. Lineage: Eukaryota; Metazoa; Chordata; Actinopteri; Salmoniformes; Salmonidae. The record is from the annotation of a GenBank genome assembly.